Linepithema humile (Argentine ant) is the source of this 1362-nucleotide messenger RNA. The record is from RefSeq and is a predicted model, not a curated record. Lineage: Eukaryota; Metazoa; Arthropoda; Insecta; Hymenoptera; Formicidae.
ACUGUGGAGGAAGCGCUUGUAUAUUCUACGAAACCGGCAGCAUCUAGGCACGAUCAUUUCAUGCACUUUACCAAGUGCAAGGCAGAAAAUUUCAAAGUUAUUCUAGCGCCAAGCCCAAAGUACACUGGGAUGGUUGACGAUCCACCUAGAUAUAUGGGUGAAGGUUUUGUCGUUUUGAGUUCAAACAACAUGGAAGUUUAUUAUUACAUGGACGAAUCGGGCGUCGUACCGGAGCAUCCUGAAAUGAUACAAUUGGUGAACGGUGACAUGGUCGAGGCGAUGCCUCCCAUAUGGGGUAUCGACAUCAAGUGCGGAAAGGGUACGGAUUUCAGUUACGGCCCGUGGGCGGACAGACAGCGGGAGCAUUUAUUCAAGUUCUUCUUCCCCAAUGAUUACCAGUCGUUGAAGGUUACAAAGUCACCUAAGCCGGGCGAUAAAAGACAGGUUCAAUCAUUCGACAUUAGAUUGUCAACACUGAAUGAGGCGACGAUCGACAUACUUUUCAGCAAGAACAGAGAGACGAAUGCUGUUCAUGUUAAUGUAGGACCGGGAUCGUACUUGGAGAUUACAAUGCCGUGGAUAGUAUUGCAGGAUGGAUACACUACAAAGAUCACGGGUCAGCUCUUGCAUUUGGAAGCCACGACCAGCCUGCAAUAUCGGAGCCUCGUUGAAAGCGAGACCUUGGAAUUCGGAGUGAAGUGCCAUUAUCCCAUCAGAUGGAACGAUUAUCAGGAAUGGACACUGAAUCUAACUGGAUGUAAAGCAACCGCCAAUUUAGUUUAUUCGCACAAAGAUUUCUUUCAAGAUAUGAUCAACGAUUGGGCGAGUAAGGCAAGACCCGACAUUUUGCACUUUGUUCCGUACACUUGGAAGUUUAGUUUGCUUCUGAAGGAGUUUGAAGUGAUCACAGUCUGCAAUGAAUACAACUGGAUUGACUGUUCGUCGCAGAACCAGGAGAAUGCGCACAUUGCCUUUUGCGGGGAAUUUUUUGACCUGUCGUUUGACCUUCCGUUCGUGGAUUUUCUACCCGUCACCAUACCAUUGCGUUUUUGGAUUCAAGGAGAGAGUGUCGAUCUUUCAUUUUAUUUGCCAGAGGUCAACACCAAUCGUAUUAUUUUGUUAGCGUUAAAUAAGAACGCGAAAAUUAUGACGCGCGAUGGAUCUCACAAGUAUCUGCAUGAACUACACAGAGGCAAGAAAUGGAGGAAUUUUUCAAAGGAAUCGGGAUGGGUUGAUUGUUGGUUCGUGCCGAUCGUGGCGUUGAGUAUCAAUUAUAUUUAUCACCUGUGUCCACCUUUGGGUCCCACCCCGCAAGCCAAUAUAACAACUCCGGAGAAGGAGGAGAUCCUUUUAUCUCCCAUG